Messenger RNA from Seriola aureovittata, 10314 nucleotides. It is a transcript of the gene arhgap39, whose product is annotated as Rho GTPase activating protein 39. Bases 1874 to 4882 code for a protein of 1002 amino acids. The record is from RefSeq and is a predicted model, not a curated record. Gene Ontology annotation, molecular function: GTPase activator activity; protein binding. Gene Ontology annotation, cellular component: cytoskeleton; cytoplasm. Gene Ontology annotation, biological process: signal transduction. The transcript has 11 exons. Lineage: Eukaryota; Metazoa; Chordata; Actinopteri; Carangiformes; Carangidae.
CACAUAACAGGACUUCAACUUUUCAAUGAUCAUAUCCCAGCACAUUUAGAGCCAUGAUAACAAAAUGACUUUGGUGGUGAACAGGUUGAACGUUGUUCUGAUGAAGUUGUUGAUUCCUGCUCUUCCAUGUUUUGAGUUCAUGUUUCCUCUGUGCGCUCAUGAGUUUCACCCCACAGUCACAUGGGAGGAUGUCUCCAAAUAGUCAUCAGACAGGCUUUGAAUAGGAGAGUCUGUAUUUCUGUGGUAGCCCUGUGAUGCAUCAGAGACUUGUCCAGGGUGCCCCAGAGCAUGCUGGGAUUGACUACCACCUCCUCCACCCCGACAGUGGAACAAGAAUGCAGUGAAAUCUCUGGUGAUCUCUGCAUUAGUAACAACAGUCCUAUAUGUACUGUCGUUUCCAUUCAACAUCAGUGCAUCACCACUUGAAACAAGCAAUACCCGUUUUCGUUUGCGUCAAGGUAGCUAGCAUUAGCAACACGAAUACCGGAAGUUCUCAAAUGUUAUCUUCAGAAUAAAAUAGUAGGUGUGGACAUUUGCUUUUGUUGUUGAUGCAUUUUCUCUAACUUUGGUGAAUCUGUGAGGAAAAUGCUGAAUUUUGUAGUGUUAACCUCUGUGGACUGAUUCUUUCUUUCUGCUGUGACUGUACAACCAAAACAACUGUGGCUAUUAUUAUGAGAAAAAUGAUCAAAUUGGAGAACAUCUGUUGGAGCAGGUUGCCAGUUGUGUCUGAAUUGUUUUACCUUAACUUAAAUAGGUCCACAAGUAUGUAGUGUAGACUCAUAAAAUACACCCAGUACAGCCACCUUAUUAUAAAAGCUUUUGGGACAUCAAGAAAUUGUCUAUUUGGUUUUGUAAUUGACAUUCAUUAAGGGAUAAAAUACUUUCCAUUAAAUUCAUAAAAAAUGGUAAAUGGACUUGCACUUAUAUAGCGCUUUUCUGGUCUUAAUACCACUCAAAGCGCAUUACAAUACUUGCCACAUUCACACCCUGAUGGAACAGCCAUCAGGGGCAAUGUGGGGUUCAGUAUUUUGCCCAACAAUACAUACAUACAACUAAUUACAUAAAUGCAGUAAAUUAAGCUUUUCAAGCUACUAAUUGUUAUUUUGUAUCAUGAGUCCCUCAUAAUGUUUUCCUUUUUUUAAUUUUUUUUUUUUAUCAUACCUGUAUAUCUAAAUGACUAUGAUAUUCUAACAUAAAACUAGUGUACUGCUUCAGUUCUGUAUCUCAUUUAUAUUUUCUGGGAUAUUUUUAUAUUUAUGUAACCCUUAUGUCUCAGCGGUUGGUAGUGUUCUCCAGUCUCGCCAGGCUGUGGGUGACUGCUACAAUUUUCUUUUAACUGUCUAAUCACCACCAACACAGCAGGACAGUUGACUCCACUUUAUUCUUCUCACUUAGCAGGACAUGUGCAUCCACACCUUUCCCACUGCAACAAUGCCAGGUGGGAACCAAAAAUGAAAAUAACCAACUUAAAUGUUACAACUACAAAUUAUAUAUGAAAUAAAAAAGUACUGCAACUGAUAACAAAAUUAUAUAAUAAACUAAAGAUGUAAUCUUAAUUAAAAAAUAUGAUAAACUCAAAUAAUAUUGCACUACUUAAUAUAGCCUACAACACAAAUUAAUAUGGUAAACUUAUGAUUAAAAUAAUCCAAAUAUGUACAAUAAUUAAGGUACAUUUACAAAACGGAUGGUACGCUUACACAGUUGGUGAGAGGCUUUUAUUGUGAAGGCGCUGAUCAGACCCGGCGUUUAUCGUUGUUGAGAGCUUGACGCUGGUCUGGCAGGAGUGACUCGUUGACUGCGGCGACCGCAAUUUCGGCAACAUGGGAGACGUUGUGGGAUUUAUUCUAAACGGAUUUUAACAACCGUCGGGAAAAUGGCAGAAAGGUUGGAGUGGGUGGAGAUCAUUGAGCCACGCACGCGGGAGCGUAUGUACGCCAACCUGCUGACGGGCGAGUGCGUGUGGGACCCUCCGCAGGGGGUUCGGAUCAAGCGGACCGGUGAGAACCAGUGGUGGGAGCUGUUUGACCCGAACACCUCACGCUUCUACUAUUACAACGCCUCCACCCAGCGCACAGUGUGGCACCGGCCCCAGGGCUGCGACAUCAUCCCCCUGGCCAAGCUGCAGACUCUGAAGCAGCACACCGACACCACCGCACCCCGUCCUGCAGGAGGAGGAGGAGGGAGGGCGUCAGCUGACAACAGCCCAGGACGGAACAGCGGGGUCAGCCGAGAGGGAAGCACCUCCUCCUCCCUCGACCAGGAGCUGUCUGAAAAACAGGGCAGCAGAGAGGAGGCAGACAGGACUUCUCCCUUCAGGUGGAACACAGGUACGAAGGAGCGGAUGCUGAUCAAGGUCACGGACAGAGAGCCCAGCUUCUUAGCCCAUCAGGGAAAUGGUUACUCCCCCUGUGACCCCCCCACCCCUGGUGCUCCUUCUGGGGGGGGCACCACCUCACGAACCCGGCGUUCCUCUGGAGGAAACUUGCCCUCAGAACCUGACGGCUCCCCCGUUCUCUACGCUGACCGCCGUCAGUCGCCCUUCCUGAAGCGUGCUGAGCUUGGUGGAACUGGCACCCACCGCCGCUCCUCCGCCGACUCCCAGCCUCCCUCGCCUCGCUACGCCUAUGAACCUCCCCUGUACGAAGAGCCGCCGUCAGAGUACCAAUCCCCUCCCAUCUACGAGGAGCCUCCCACUGACAUGCAGCUCUCUGACUCCUCCUUCUAUGGCACGGGCAAGUCACCAGCUCGCAAGUCUUCAGCCCCCCUCUAUCACUCCCCCAAACAGGGUCAGUCGCCCUAUGGCCAGCUGGUUCUGACCAGGCAGAAGUGUCCAGAGAAGACCCAGAGUCUGGAGUACAGUCCUGUGGGGAAGGAGUACGUCAAACAGCUGGUGUACGUGGAGCAGUCAUCUUCCAGCCCCCGCUUCAAGACUGCAGACCGCCUGCUGCGUUAUGGCACCACGGGAGGGUACGGUGGCUCAUAUGGGGGGUCCUAUACUUUGCAGCACAGCCAGUCUCUGAUCAGGGACCCCCGCCUGCUGCUGGACUACAGUGGGGAGGGUGGAGAGGGAGGCCAGAGGUUGCUUUAUGAGGACUCCAUAUCCUGGACGUCCAGCCAGACGCACUCCCUCUCCUCCUCUUCUACAGGGGGUCCCGGGGCUUUCUCUCCUGGAGGAAACCGCAAACGCAAGAGUCGCAAGCCCUCCCUCCCCCAGGAGCUGGCUCGCUGCGUGGGCCCGGAUGGGGAGCUGACAGGCACAGCGUCCGAGGCCAUGUUGGCCCAGGCCCGGCUGGCAUGGGAGGCCCAGCAGGUGAUGAAACAGAGGAGCAGUUGGGACUCUGGGCAGGGAGGGGGCGUGGCCCAGGGAUCCAAAGAUGGCUAUGAAAGUGACGGCGCGGUGCCUCUGCCGUUACCAGGGCCGGUGGUGAGGGCGUUCAGCGAAGACGAGGCGCUGGCGCAGAGCGACAGCCAUCACUGGAAACGCAGCACCUUCGACCGGCUGGGCUUCCCUCAGGCUCUGCUGGAAAAAAGCCUCUCAGUCCAGACCAACCUGGCCUCCCCUGAGCCUUACCUCCACCCAUCACAGUCGGAGGACCUCGGAGCCUGUGCCCAGUUUGAGGCCAGUCGAAAUGCCAGGAAUAUGAUGCCGAGCGCCAGCUGUGGCAUUUUCCCAGAAUUCACCCUGAGAAAGCCCUCCUCGGAGACCGACAUCGAGAACUGGGCGUCCAAGCACUUCAACAAACACACACAGGGUCUGUUCAGGAGGAAAGUGUCCAUCGCCAACAUGCUGGCCUGGAGCAGCGAGCCCAUCAAGAAGCCAAUGAUCGUGACCUCGGACCGCGCCGUGAAAAAGGAGGCAGUGGACAUCUUUAAGCUAAUCCAGACCUACAUGGGAGACCGUCGCUCCAAGGCCGACCCCCUCUCUGUGGCUCUGGAGGUGGUGGUGCGUGGGUGGAGUAACCAGGGUCUCCGUGACGAGCUCUACAUCCAGCUGUGUCGUCAGACCACAGAGAACUUCCGCUAUGACAGCCUGGAGCGAGGCUGGGAGCUGAUGGCCAUCUGUCUGGCCUUCUUCCCCCCCACGCCCCGCUUCCACACCUACCUGGAGGGCUACAUCUACCGACACAUGGACCCCCUCAACGACACCAAGGGAGUGGCCAUUAGCAGCUACGCUAAAUACUGCCACAGGAAACUGACAAAAGCUGCACUGACUGGAGCCAAGAAGGGUCUGCAGAAGCCCUGUCUGGAGGAGAUCAAGCACGCCCAAAAUGCCAUCUUCAGUCCCUCCAUGUUUGGCUCCUCCCUGGAGGAGGUGAUGGCGCUGCAGAAGGAGCGGUAUCCAGACCGGCAGCUGCCCUGGGUGCAGACUCGCCUCUCUGAGGAGGUUCUGGGUCUCAAUGGAGACCAGACCGAAGGCAUCUUCAGGGUGCCUGGGGACAUAGACGAAGUCAAUGCCCUGAAGCUGCAAGUGGAUCAGUGGAAAAUCCCCACAGGACUGGAAGACCCACACAUCCCAGCGUCUCUGCUGAAGCUCUGGUACCGGGAGCUGGAGGAGCCACUGAUCCCUCAUGAGUUUUAUGAGGAGUGUAUCAGUCACUAUGACAACCCAGAGGCAGCUGUCAACGUGGUGCUGGGUCUGCCACACAUCAACAAACUGGUGCUCUGCUACCUCAUCCGCUUCCUACAGGUAUUUGCUCAGCCUGCCAAUGUGACCAUCACCAAAAUGGAUGUGAACAACCUGGCCAUGGUCAUGGCUCCCAACUGUCUGCGCUGCCAGUCCGACGACCCCAGGGUGAUCUUUGAGAACACCCGCAAGGAGAUGUCCUUCAUCCGGGUGCUCAUUCAGCGGCUGGACACCAGCUUCAUGGAUGGAAUCCUAUAGCCCCCCCACCACCACCCACCACCACCACACACACACACACACACACACAAACAGACACACACACACACACACACACACACACACACACACACACACACACACACAGACCAUCGAUACUCUACACUCCCUAUAACCCCCCCAUGACAGGCCUCUACACUCUCCCCCAGCACAGGACCAUCAUACAUACAUCGCUGCUGCUGGGUGAAACCUUGUAUCUCCAACAUGUUUACUUCUCUGGAACUAACACAGUUGAUUUGUUAGUUAGUUUGGGUUUGUCCACUUUGAGUUAAACCAGCUGUUUUUUUCUAUUUCUGUAAAUGUAGUCUUUUAACUAACACUUACAUAAGAAACACUAGUAUUGGAGUUACAAGGUUUUCAUAUGAUAACAGUACUGUGUGUGCCUUCACAUACAUGAAUAGACUCUCCACAUACAGUCUGAAGGAAUCAGCAGGGAUCUCAUCGUCUCAUUGGAUUCAUGUUUCACUGGCACACUCAGAGGUUCAGAUCAAAUCAACCUGUAUGUCCAAAUAAACUGGUUUCUCUUUGUUUUCCCCUGCUAACACACACACACACACACACACACACACACACACACAUCAGUACAUGCACACGUGUACAUACUAAGUCUUGCCCCAUGAUUUCACCUUCCGCAGAUGCCAUCACCAAACACAGAGCAAGAGUCCAGCUACAGGUGUUAAAGUCUCUCUUUCUCUCUCUCUCUCUCACACACACACACACACACACACACACACACUGGCUGAGCAACACAUCCAUAGGGUUCAAAACCAGACUUUCAUCAGAUACAUGGCCUAACUGCAACAGUCCAUCAGUAUUUUAUUAGAUCAGGUUGCCCCUGCUUAGAUGUAUGGCUCAGACACCAGGUUGAAAGGUGAAGCUCUCACAAUGUUUGACACUGCCACAACUCUGUACUCCCGCAUGUGUGAUCCUGAUAGCAGACGUGUGCUGUUUCCACAGGACAGAACAUUUCAUUCUGUUGGUCAGAUGUUUUCUGUCAGGCAGUGAUAAGGUGACAGCUCUGUUGAGCACUGAGUGAGGAGAACAUGGACACUGAAUCACCCAUAGUUUGACCUCAAGGUGAAUGUAGACACAUAAUUAUAGAAAAUAUAGACAUUCUACACAUUUUAAAGGAGCUAUUUGUAAGUUUUUUAUUGCUACAUAGCUAACGUUGGCAUUAACAGUUGUUUACUUACCAGUCUGGAAGAAAUGUGACUUCAGCAUCAAACUUCAUUCCUUACUCAACAGUUGUCUCCAGAGGUGGAAAGCAACCAUCUUGUUUUGCUUCUAUUUUUAUCACUUCUUUUCUUCUGCUGAAGUUGGCAAGCUAACCAGCUAGCUCCAUUAUUAUACCCUUGUUUUGUGACGGAUGAAGCUCUUGCUAAGACUGCUACGUAAAUAGCUGUUAAUGCUAACACUGGCAAUGUGUCUAUAUCAAAACUUACAAAUAGCUUCUUUAAGUAUGAAGUGAAUACAACACACUGAACUCAUUUUAACUUCAAUUUAAUUUACGAAAGUCUAAUAUUUCCUCUUGCCUGCUGAACAGUAGUCACUUCUUCCAGCUGCAGUUCAGCCACGAAGCUCAACUUAAAUGAAUAAUUUUCAGUUGGUUCAUCCAUCUGUUCAUUUUCCAUGUCACAAUGAUUUAAUUAAUUAUAUUAUUAGGAAUUAUUAUUAUAAAUUGCUGAGUAAUAACCUAGUGAAAACUUCCAACGGUAUCAUGGUGAAACAGCUAUUAAAUAACUUUUUGUGUGACUUGGUGAGUCCUGCAGAAACCCUGUUCUUAGAUGUGUGCAUACUGACGCCUGUAACAUACGACAUAAAGACUGCUAACAUUGCAGGUACUGUCCACAUCUAACAGAAUUAAUCUGGACUGAGCUACACACUGCUGUUUAUUUAUAGGAUUCAUGCUAACAGUUAGCAUACAGUACGCUGACUGUCAGCAGUGUUAUCAGGCACAUUGCUAAAACUUGUCUGAUCAUGUGAAGAAACAUUACGAGCUGCUGAGCGAGAGACACUCAUUAGUCUCCCAUGUAGCAAAAAAUGUCAUUGAAGCUUUCAGGUGCAUCUAAAUAAAGUCAUUACUAAUACAACACCAAUACAACCAGUACAGGUGAUUAAAAAUAAUUGGUCUUACACUUUAACAGACUUGACAGUAGCUCUAUGCUAACACUUGAACAGCAGCCACUGCCACCACAAGUGACAACUAUGAAUUAAUUGUGGAUGCUAGACCAGUGGUUCCCAACCUUUUCCAACUCAUGGCCCACUUGAAAAUCUUAAAAAUGUUGGCGGCCCACAUCUGACCCCAUAACAGUAAAGAGGAUAAGUAACUUUUUUAAACAAAAAGCAAUGUUCUCAGAUCACUUUUUAUUUUAAUGAUGACGAUGAAACAUCCAGGACUGAACUGAAGCAGUGGAAGGGGUUUUGAUGUCCAUGUUCUCAUCAGUCAUCACAGAUGUGGGCAGUCAUGUGACAUGUGAAGCCAACCAGAGCUAAUGAUUUUGAAGUGUUGACUUCCUCCUUCUUGGCUGAACUGAUCCAGUGAAGCCUUGGCUCCAUGACAGAUGACUGCGUGUCCCUGGUUGUAACAUGUAAACGGAUGAUGAGGUGAUCUUGCUGAAAUCUGGUGCCAGUGUUCGAGGCCGUCGCUCCAGCUGUCGACCACAGCCCUCCUGAGCAUGAGCCACAGAUACCAGAGGAGGGCCGAUAGCAGCACUGCCAGUUAGCAUGCUCGUACUUCCUUGGAGGGAUUUGAGAAGUGCCACCCCCCCCACCCCAGCCCCAUCCUCCUACCCCAACUGACACCACAGAGCAACAGUUCACCACCACCACUGAGCCCCAACAGGCCUUUCUGCUCACUAAUGAUUUGUGAAUGUGAUUCGUCUGCGUGCUCGUCUGUCUUCCUGUCCGUCAUUGUUUACAAACUGUAGUCGUCUUUUACAUUCAUAUGGUCUCCGUCUAUGAGCAAGUACUGUUGUUGAUUGAGUUCAUCUGAGAUUUUGCUGUAUUUAACAGAAUUUCUAUGUUUUUUAACCCAUUCUUUUUAUAUGAUUUAAUUUAUUUAUAUUUAUUUGAGAUUUGAAUGCCUUCUUGCGAUAUUGUACUGUAGGCUCCGGUGUUUUUGUUACGACACAUGAGCAUAUGUAUGUGUGUGAUUGAGUGUGUAGUUUUCAGUGUGGUAGGGCACAUACGUGUUGAUGUACAGUACGACUGUGUGAACCAUUCUGACUCAUUUGAGUUUUUUUUUUGUGACACGACUUAAAGGAUGAUUGUGAGACACGCACAUGGACCAUCCUGGAGAAACAAUGACUUCCAUCUCAAAGGUCCUGAUGACACUCAGCCUCACAGUUCAUCUCUGGCUGAUUGAACUGUCUUCAUGGAGAGGCUAUGAUGAGUGUCACUAUGUGUAAUGUGCAGCUCACUCACUCCUAACAUACACACUCCAGAUAGAAAACGUGUAUAUUGACACUGUACAGACUAUGUAAAAAUAAGUAUAUACAGAAACAUGCGAGGAAAAGCACCAUAUGUGACAGUGGAAAUUGCUGUGGAAAUUAAUGUAACAGGGUGGGGGGUUGUUUCAUUUUCUUUUCUUUCUUUUUUUUUAAGUCUUGUUAAAAUGUAAAUUUUCCUCACACUGAUAGAGAUCUACAAGUGACAAUUCAAACCCAUCUCUGAACAGUCCAUUCAGGCUUCACCCAUCAUAUAUCCAAGUACCAGAAAGUGUUUUAAGCCCUGAUAUCUGUAACUGACUGUAACUGUAGGUCUGACUCAUAUCCACAGAGAAGUGGUUUGUCUGGAGGAGCAGUUUCACUUUUUAAGGCUCUGAGAAAAAUGAGAUUCCUUCAUGUGUCAUUGAGAUGAUGGGCUGCAGAAGUGAGCAUCAUCUCUAAACCAUGAGCUCAUCCACCCCUAAUAUUCAAGCUAGCAGCUAGAUGCAAGAAAAACAUGUCCGACUGGUAAACAGAACAGAAUGUUUCACCAAUUACAUCUCACAUUUUGUGAAGAGCUUGCUAUUGCUACAUAGCUAACGUUAGCAUUAACAGCUGUUUAUUGACCAGUCUAGAAGCAACAUUGAGAGUUCAGCAUCACCCACAUUUUUAUGUGAAAACAAAUAACAGAGCUCACUUCUAAAAUGAAGAAUAUGCCCUUCAUGCCUGUUUGGUCACUUUACCUACUUUUGCACCCGCAACUAACUUAUAGCUGUCGGAAGAAGGCGUCAUUGUCGUGUUGCUGGUUUGUGAAAAUUAUAAAAAUUGUCAGUCUGAGUUUCACAUUGUUUAUUGAUCAGACAAACACUUUGUUUAAGGCAGACUGACAUCUUUACGCACAUUCACUUCAGUUUGUAUCUGCGCAUCCAGUAAUAAUAUGGCAGAUUUUGAACAUAUUUCGGUUACCUUAGCUUUGCUAAUUUUAUCUUGGCAGGGGGAAACUGCUUAUUUAGCUUUACCAAAACUGAUACACCUUCCACUAACUCCACCGCUGUCUUAUUUCACACCUGUAGAAACAGAGGUCUGAAAAUGGUUUGAGCAGCAGUUCAUAAAUGUUCAUUGCCCUUGUCGUGGGGUUGCCAGGUUUGAACACUGUCCCAAUUCUACACUAAGUGAUGGCCAGCUUAUUUACUACCGAGAUACAAUGUGUCAGCUACACUAGCUACCAAUUUGCUUGCCAUCCUCUGAUAUGUGGAACAUGGCAUCCUGCUGUUUUCAUAUUACAAUGAUCAGAAUAUUUUUAUUGUUAUGCAGAUGAGCUCAUCUGUUCAGUCAGCCAAUCAUGUCUCAGAGACAUUUCCCCAAUUAAACUGUCAAACUCACUCACAUACUGACAAACAGACUUCUUUGUGAGGUAUGAGUGUAGGCAAACGUUUUCAUUUUACUUCCUGUGUAACCACUUAGUAAAGGAGACGCCUCGGAGAGAGGCAGCCCAGACUGACAUGUUGCAGCGUGUAUGAGUGUGUGUUUGUGAGAGUGUCUUUGUUUUAUGUAAGUGAUGGUUGUAGAUAGACCCAGCAAAUCAACCAAUUAGCAUGCAAACAUUGGGUCUCCAUUCUCUCCAACUUGAAUUUACUAAAACGUGAGAAUAUACAAGGAAAACAAACUGAAUUUACAGAAAAGAAGUGUUACAGUAUUUAGCAUUAAACAUCCACUAAGAAAAUGAUUGAGCUCUUUUUAAUCCGUUUUUUCUACUUGAUUCCUACUAAUGAUGAAUUGGUCGUCGGUGUAGAUGCUGUUCGUCUAAUGUAAAGAAAAUGAUAACGAAGAGAAGGUGUGAGACAGCUGCUGUGAAACUGCUCUUCACCUCAACAUCAACCCUCCAGCUUUUUCAGUUGUAUCUUAACGUCCACUGUCACUGCUGUCCGAAAGACGACUGGAAGUGUAACGGACGUUGGUUUAAUAAAUGAUUCAAAUGUCAAACUAACA